Messenger RNA from Anoplophora glabripennis (Asian longhorned beetle), 1503 nucleotides. RefSeq lists its product as uncharacterized. Lineage: Eukaryota; Metazoa; Arthropoda; Insecta; Coleoptera; Cerambycidae. Gene Ontology annotation, biological process: apoptotic DNA fragmentation. The transcript is spliced from 5 exons. The coding region runs from base 106 to 1437 and encodes 443 amino acids. Gene Ontology annotation, molecular function: RNA endonuclease activity; nucleic acid binding; metal ion binding. Gene Ontology annotation, cellular component: mitochondrial inner membrane; nucleus. The record is from RefSeq and is a predicted model, not a curated record.
GUAGAGAAAUUUCAUUACAACUAAACAGCUGCCGUAAACAUUAGAUCUCAUUUUGGUUAAAAAAAAAAUAUUUACUUAAACGGAAACGUAUUUAUAUUUAUAAAGAUGUGGUUCCUGCUACUGUUAGUCAUUCUUUCUUCUGCUUCAAAUGUCAUGUCAGCUGGCUGUACAAUAUCAACGAAUGGAGAUCUAGGAGAGCCUCAACCCCUUAUUGUCAACUUAAAUAUUACCAUAAGACUUCCUCAAGAAACCGACCAGAUAUCUUUCGAACAAGAUGAAGAAUUUUUAUUGUCUUGUCCUAGUGGUUACUUGAUAGUGGCGUCUGGGGGUGAGAAUUUAACUUUAACAGAAAACGAAUACGCAACGUGCUCAUCUGGAAAAAUGUUCACCGUUCAAAACACGACAACGAUAUUCUCUAAUAUUACCUGUUCUCGGUACCCCUAUCAUAUUGCAAGGUUAACUAAUAACACUUGCGAAGAAGGUAACCAAGAAAUUGAGGUAGGAUUUUUUGUAAACUCCACCUACGUCAGACACAUGCUGAUAUGUUUCAACAGAAACAAACAUGUCACGCUGUACUCUCAUUUCGAACUGCCUCCAAACAUCCAAGGAAGACAGUCGAACUUUCCAAGGCCUAGCUGGAUCAACGGCGACUUCUACAGUUUUGGUUCUAAUGCUUCAAACUACGACGCCAACGCUUUGGUAACCGUCGUCAAUCAAAUCGCGACGAUCAGUAAACUGGUAGGACACAACAGCACAACUGAGAAUCCUUAUGUGAAUAGCAGUGCUGAUUUGUAUUUAGCAAGAGGACAUCUUACCGCCAAAGCUGAUUUUGUUUUUGGUUCUCAACAAAGACUGACUUUUUAUAUGGUUAAUGCAAUGCCGCAAUGGCAAACCUUUAACGGAAGAAACUGGGCAGAUUUCGAGGCAGACGCGAGGAACUUGGCUAUAAAUUACAAUCUGACUCUCCAAGCCUAUACAGGAACUUACGGCGUAAUGAGUUUACCUCAUUUAACAACAAACGAGUCGGUGGAAAUAUACUUGUACAAUGACGAUCAAGGGAAUCAAGAAUUUCCAGUACCUCUUCUCUUUUGGAGGUUUCUGUAUGAGCCGAUCACUCAAGCAGGAAUUGUAAUAGUGGGAGUCAACAAUCCUUACAUCACCAACAUAUCUAAAGCUAUAAUUUGCGACGAUAUUUUCGACAGAAUUAACUGGACUACAACGUUUACAAGAAACGAUAUCCUGAAUGGCUAUAUGUACGGAUGUGCGCCAGAUGAAUUUAGAAAAACUGUUACUUAUAUGCCAGAUCUCCCUGUUAAGUCUCUUUUACUGUUUAACUCCACGGAUAAUGGUGCCGGAUCGCUUGGUGCUAGAGGAGUCUGGACAUUGUUUUCAUUUAUAGUUACCUUUAUUGCAAUUUCCAUUAGGCAUUUAUUGUGAUAAAUCCCUAACUUUGUAUUUUCUUUAUCGUAAUUUAAAAAAUAUAUCUUUUUAUAAAAUGAAAAA